This is a messenger RNA of Neodiprion virginianus, 5055 nucleotides long. RefSeq lists its product as uncharacterized. Gene Ontology annotation, molecular function: protein binding. NCBI's taxonomy places the organism in Eukaryota, Metazoa, Arthropoda, Insecta, Hymenoptera, Diprionidae. Bases 596 to 3292 code for a protein of 898 amino acids. The transcript has 7 exons. The record is from RefSeq and is a predicted model, not a curated record.
GCGAAGCUCCGAGCACCUUGGGGGAAACGGAAGUCGAUCCCGUCCCACUCGGCUACAAUGUUUUUCCGCCAAGUAUAACGAGAAAAAGCAUUGAAUCAAAAAGGAAAAGAAAAAAGUUAACAAAAUACAAAACUACCCCGCGAAACAAACGUCAAUUUGAUUAUCCUGAUCGGUUUUUUUUUUUUUUUUUUUGUUCUUUUAAUUCAUUUUACACUCUUCCUUUUUUAUUAUUAUUAUUAUUAUUAUUAUUAUUAUUAUCACACGCACGUUAUACGAGGAAAAUUGCGCUUCAUGCGGGCGAAAGAUACUCAAACGAAACGACAACCACGAGCCGCAAUAACCGCCGCGAUCAUAUUGCAUCGAUUCUGCAAGGCCUUCGACCUGAAUUUUAGCACACAGAGCCCAGAAUCGCGAUUCGCAACUAUAAUCGACGGUUGCGGUUGAGAAAUGGGCAACUAAUCAGCCUCUAGAGGCGAUAACUCGAGUCUAAUCGUCGCGGGUUCCUGCCUCGAAAUCGGCCCAAUUUUUCGCCACAAGGCCCAAACUCAGGCGGAAGAAAAAACCGAAUCUCCAAGGCGUCAAGUCCAACGGAACAAUGGUGUACAGAGGAAAUCUGCAGACGGACGAUCCAAGGGACGCUCCUAAGCUGCUCCGCAUGGCGCCGUUGCGCGCGAGUGGUCCGAGAGUCCCAAAAUCGGGCCCACCGGCCGUCGGAAAUAGUGAAACGGACUCGCGGAGGGGGGAUGAAAGGGGCUGCGCUCGUUCCAACGGUCCCAAAAUCGGCGUUCCGAGGCUGCGGAACAUAAACCAAAUCCGAGAAACGGUUUUCGUCGACGGUUCGCUGACGCCGAUCGAGCUGAUCGGCAGGGGGGGUGGUCGGCCAUUAUCUGCUACGGUUCCUUCGGAAGUCGAGGCCGCAAAAAACGCGCGCAACUUCCGGCCGCAGAGCACGAUGUUGGCGAACCUGCGAGACCUGGAGAGGCUGCGAAACACGCCGCCGUCCGAGCGGUGCGGAAAAAUCGGCAGAUCGGCGAACUCGACGGACGUGAAACUGCUCUCGAGGAUGGCGGCGACGGAGCUGCGAAACGCGACCGGAAAUCCGAGCCGCGAGGCGCUCAAAAUUCAGUCGGAUAUAUCCAGGAUCCAACGGAUGUUCGAGGGAUCGAUCGGCGCCGGAUAUCAACCGGUUAAGAAGGUAGAUCAGGGAAAUCGCGAGGCUGCCAGACGUAUUAAACCGAGACCGGAAGUAACAAGGCCGAGGAUUUUGACCAAGGAACUUACGGACGCGCGCAAAGAUACGAAAGCGGAAAAAGUCUGCGGCUCGAAGCCUCCGAAACACGCGGCCAGACCGCAAUCAGGGGCCCUCGAAUCGUCGUCGAAGAAAUCGGAGGCCCCCUUGGUUCCGGUAAGGAGACGGAAGGAGGUCCUGCGGGACAGAGCCGAUCCUGCUAUCGUCGUGGAUUUGACUCGCGGCCAAAAAAUUCCGCCGGGUAAUCGAUUUGACGAUUCGAGGAGCGAAGAACCUGCGACGAACUCGAGGACUCAACCGGUUCAGGCUCUUCAGCGACCCGACAUCCUCGAAGGACUCGUCAAGGAGUCGGAUCGGCAGAUCGCCGAUCUUCAGCAGGACAUUAACGCCAGGAGGAGCAGACCGAGGAGCGUUUGGCGCGGCAUGGUUCAGUCAAUGAGGCUUCACGACGUCGAGCUUCAUUCCGACAACGAGGAACAGCACAAAGACAUCAACUUGUGGAACAAGAGCAUAAGCCAGCGGUGGCGAAAGCUGAGACGAAGAUGCUCGGUCCAGGAGAUUCCGGAGCCUCAGGAGUCGCUGAUUCAAGGUGGAGGAGCGAGCAGAGGAGUUAUCCAGGCGGUGAGAUCGACGCCGACGAGCCGGGAAGUCUCGCCAGCCGCGAAAUCCCUGGAGGAAAGGUCCUCGCCGAAGAAAAUCCUGCAAACCAGUUCCCUCAGGCUGCCAGGUACCUCGAAGGGUCUGUCGGACAUCCAGCAGGUGCUGCGGAGUAAGUUCAGCAAGAUAAACGCCGGUAUCCGAAAACGUAAGGCAUUGAGUGUGACGGAGGUCUUCCCAGCGGGGGCGAAGGACGCGGGUUCGAGUUUCUACGUCCCGAGCCCUUUGAGCACCUCGGCGAGCCAGGGAUUCCCAGCGGGAAGUUACUCGGACCCGGAAGACGGGCCCAUGUCCCUGCCGCCGUAUCCCUUCCACGACAACCUCGAGACCCUUGCGGAAACCAGCGUCCCAAAUUCGCCGCGUUUCAAUGGGCCCCCUCAGGUUUCCCGGAGCUUUGCGGAACUCGACGAGCAACAGAAGAACGUCGCCUUCGGCCGGCCGGCGCGCGGCGCGUUGCACAGAAGCAACUCGGAGCAUCGGGGGGAACGUGAGGCCCCCGAGGUGGGGGGCCUGUUUCGGGGUCCCAGGGGGCGCGGGCCCGCCGAAGGGGACUGCGGCCUGGCCCGAAGUCACUCGGAGACGCGGGACAGCCACUCGUACGAGAACGUCAGCUUCCAGCGUGUCUCAAAGUCCAGGAACCACUCGGACUCGACCUACGAGAGCGUUCACAUCCCGAGGGUGACGCCCAGGAAGAGGACCACUGAGUUCAAGAUCGGGGGCCAGGUCUCGGGGCCCAAUCAGGCUAGUCCUUCGUCCGUUUCCGGUUCCGUCGGCGUUCUGACCUCCCUUGACGAGGGACCAUCGAGUCUUGGUACCCGCAGGAGUCCUGCUGGAAAGAAAAACGGACGGAGAUUGAACAGCCGCAGUGUUGCCAAUAUUCCAAACUCAUCAGGGAACGGCCUCAAGGUUUGGCAGGGUGCUCAGGAUACCGACGAGGGUCUAAACUCCGACUCUGAACUUGAGGACAUCGACGAGAGUCUCGAGGGCGAAGAGUCGAGGUUCUGCACUCUACCGAGACCGGGGAAAGGUGGAGUUUCCUUCACGAUAAUGACUGCCAGGUUCCUGAAGGGCCCCGGUCACAAGGUUCUCGGCUUCAGCAUCGUCGGGGGCACUGACAGCCCUCGAGGUAACAUGGGGAUCUACGUCAAGACGAUAUUCCGUAACGGACAGGCCUCGGAUCUGGGAACCGUGAAGGAAGGCGACGAGAUACUGUCGAUAAACUCGAAGCCUCUCCACGGCAUGACGCACGCCGAAGCGAUUGCCGAAUUCAAAUCCGUCAAAGCCGGAGACGUCGUGCUUCACAUCGGACGUCGGGUUUCGAGACGUAAACGAGAAUCCUUAUCCUUGGCACCGGCUACCGGGACCCCAUUGCAGGCGGUUAAUUAGUAAAUAAGAUCGAGCGUCGAUAUCGAAUCGGAAAAACGCCCAUCGACAACUAUACAACAGUUAAAUACCCAAGCUUAAACGUUACUAUACCUGCAUUCAUACAUAUACCAUAAGUAUGUAUAACACGUACGACAAGCAAUCAUAUCAAAAUUCAUUAAUCACAUAUAUGAUAUAUAUAUAUAUCUAUACUAUAAUAAACGUCUCGCGUAAUCUCAAUAUACACGUACACAGGUACGCGCUAUAUAAGUAUAUUAUAAACAAAUACACACCUAUGUAUAAUAACUAUUCGUACUCUAGAUAUUAAUCGUAAGUCAGAGUUCGCUGAGCUUCCCAGUUCGGUCCGACUUCCGACGAUUAUUACAGGUGGUACGUGCGGUGUAUAAUUGUGUGAAAGAGAAAUAUUCCGAAAUCAGAUUCUUCUCAUCGGUUAUGCGUAUACACGGUAUAAUAUCGAUGUGUAGAUGUAUUAUUUAUAUGCAUACGCGGGGGAACGUAGAAUAUUAUCGAUGCUGCUAUUGUUGUUAAAUUAUUAUUACUAUUAUUGUUGUUGAUAUUAUUAUUAUUAUUAUUAUUAUUACCGAUAUACCGAUAGGAAAUAGAAUAUGUCAGUUUUUUGAGCAACGAAUAACGGUGUGUGAUGGAACAUACUGGGAAGCUGAACAAAUUUACCGGGCCGAUCGAUUUCCGAUCUUGAAAUAAAAAAAAAAAAAAAAUUAACUAUUUGAAAGGAAAAAGAAAAAAGAAGAAAAAAAAAGAAACUAGAAAAAAUCUGAAAAAAAAGUCUACGAUGGUGAAAAAUCCGACGGAAGAUGAAGCAAUGAAAUUUAAUCGUUGAUAUUGUAUCAUUAUUCUCAUUGUCGAGACGAAAUGGGCGCUUAUAGUUUUUUUUUUUUUUCCAACUAACUAACGAUACGAAUAUCUCUAUGCAUCUGUACUUCAUAUAUACUUAAUCAUUGACGGAUAUGAAUUAAUAAUCACGAUCGUAUAUAUUUGUAUUAAAACGAAAGAUACGAAUAGUCGGUAAAUUUUUGUCCGGAUAAAAUUGGUAAGGGAACAGAAUGUUUUUUUUUUUUCUUUUUUUCUUUUUUUUUUUUUAACACACUUUGAAAUAGUUACGCAAGGAAAACCUUCCUUUUUUUUUUUCUCGGUGCAAAAUAUCCUAGACGACGAAGGCCUACUUGUUAGUGAACGAUUAGUUUUGUAUAAGUGAAUAAUUAUGGUUUUGUUAUACAAUAUAUAUAGUGGUAGGUAUAGUAUUAUAUAUGUAUAAGCAAAUAGUCGCAGUGUGCGAUGACGAUGAUGAUGAUGAUGAUGAUGAUGAUGAUGAUCAUCAGGAAAUCCAAAGUCCAAACUACAAUUUAAGAACAAACGAAUUAUUUUAUAUUAACCGUUUAUAGUUACGUAGAUUUAAACGACACAGAGCUCGCCCAAAGAUGAAGCCCAAAAAUAUUUUUACAAAAAAAAAAAAAAAGGCAAAACACGCAGAAAAAAAAGAACAACAAUCACGUUUUUGUAAACAAACAAAACAAAAAAAAAAAAAAAACAAAAAACAAAAGUGAAUAGAGAAAAAAAGAAGAGAGAUAGAGGAAGAUUGAAAUGUUUAGUAGCUAUACAAACGACGUAUUGAAAAAUAUGAGAGAAAGUUUUUAUAUUUUGUAAUAACGACACAAAUAAUAAUCGUAAUUAACAAAACGAUGAUCAAAACAAAACCUCGAAAUAUAUAUACGUGUUUAUUUUAAGACAUAUACAAUAUUCAUAUACGU